AUGUCUAAGAAUAACUAUAAAGACAUUAUUGUCACCAUCCAAAACAAGAUAGGAAUUAUCAAAUUCAAUCGUCCACAAGCUCUCAAUUCUUUGGGAGGAAGUCUAGUACCAGAGACUAUUGCUGCUCUGCGCGAACUAAAUGAACAUCCCGAUACUAUAUUUACAGUUUUAACAGGAGAGGGGAGGUUUUUCUGUGCUGGGGCAGAUGUCAGGCAAGAUGGUGCAUUAUCUGGCAAGAAGGAAUAUGCCAAUGCUGCGGAAAAGAAAAUUGAGUACCUCUCAAAAUUCACCUUAUCUCUCGAACUCAUGCGCUCAAUAAUCGACCACACUAAAGUUUUCAUUCUCGCUCUAAAUGGGCCGGCAGUAGGUGCUGGAGCAGCAUGGUUUCCUGGAGUAGCUGAUAUUGUCCUUGCGUCUACAUCAACCUACCUCCAAAUCCCAUUCUCGGCACUUGGUCUAGUUCCAGAAUGUGGCUCGGCUAUUUCGUUGACUCAGUCCAUGGGUGUUCAUCGUGCUAAUGAAUUCUUGAUGUUUGGAGGAAAACUUACUGCAGAUGAUAUAUUAUCCUUUGGUAUUGCGAAUCGGAUUUUUGAGAAAGAAGGAUUUGAGGAGAAUGUGGUUGAGUAUCUGGGAGAGAUUUUGAAGGUUAAUGAUGGAAAGAGUAUGAUGGAGGCGAAGAGGUUGCAGAACUUACCAUUGAGAGAUUCAAGGAUAUUGGCGGUGUAUAAUUCGAUUGAUGCGUUAGCUGAAAGAUUCGUUGAUGGAGCGCCGUUUGAAAGAUUUGAAGCUAAAAGGAAGGAAAUGGAGGCAAAAUCCAGAAGUCGAACAUCAAAAAUCUAG
Botrytis porri is the source of this 840-nucleotide messenger RNA. RefSeq lists its product as uncharacterized. The record is from RefSeq and is a predicted model, not a curated record. Gene Ontology annotation, biological process: fatty acid beta-oxidation. Gene Ontology annotation, cellular component: peroxisomal matrix. Lineage: Eukaryota; Fungi; Ascomycota; Leotiomycetes; Helotiales; Sclerotiniaceae. The coding region runs from base 1 to 840 and encodes 279 amino acids. The transcript is spliced from 5 exons.